Anguilla rostrata (American eel) is the source of this 1025-nucleotide messenger RNA. It is a transcript of the gene setd9, whose product is annotated as SET domain containing 9. The transcript has 6 exons. The coding region runs from base 78 to 956 and encodes 292 amino acids. Gene Ontology annotation, molecular function: protein binding. The record is from RefSeq and is a predicted model, not a curated record. NCBI's taxonomy places the organism in Eukaryota, Metazoa, Chordata, Actinopteri, Anguilliformes, Anguillidae.
UGUCGAUAGCGUAUUUUACCAAGUUUGUGCGGAAGCGCUACAGGUCUGGGAGAAAAUGUCCUCCGCCUUUUCGAGUUAUGAUAGCACAUUUACUGAAAGCACUACAAGAGAAAUGGAAUUCUUAUAAAUACAGAUUUGUACCGUGGAUAGCCGUAAACCUGCGAAAAAACGAGAGAACUCUACGAAGAGUGAAAGAGCGCUGCCAGGACAAGUUGGUACCAGACGAAUACAUAGCCGUCACCUUGCAGAGCCUCUUCAGACAUCUGUUCAAAAAUGACAUCGAAAGACAACGUGAUUUGUUGCCCUUGCUCACAGAGUCAUCCCGAUCUGCGUACCAAAACGCGCAGAACAAUACAGUGUCACUCACUAGGUUGGACAGACAUUUGGACCCCUGUGAAGUUAUGCUCGGCUCACUUGGAUUUUGCAUUAAUAGACGGCGAAGCACACUCUGGUCCGCAGGUACCGGAGUAUUCGUUACCAUGGGAAUGGUACCGAAAGGAACGCCUGUAGCCAUGUAUCCAGGUACGGUGUAUCAGACUUACGAGCCCAUCUUUUUCCAGUCACUCUGCAACCCAUUUGUGUUCCGGUGUAUAGACGGCGUGCUAAUCGACGGUAACGACAAAGGCAUCUCCAAAAUCGUAUACAGGUCGUGCAGUGGUCGGGACAGGCUGGGUCCUUUCAGACUGAGUGACAUCACCUGGUUGACAGCCAAUCCGGACAACCCACUGGCAGUGGGUCAGUACGUGAACAACUGUUCAAAUGAAAAGGCUGCAAAUGUAUGUUAUCAGGAGUUUGACGUACCGGACAAAUUUCCACUGGAACUUCGCCAGUACCUUCCAAAUGUAAAUUACAGGCAUGACACAAGCAAGCCAUUGAGAUGUGUGGUCCUUGUGGCUCUGAGAGACAUAAACUCUGGGGAGGAACUCUUCUCUAACUAUUUCACCAUUGUACAUUAGGUCCCAGACGAAUCUCUGCGCAUUUUUGUAUGUUCUUAAGCAAAUUCAAUAAAAAAUUAAGAUAUUUAA